Molecule: messenger RNA, 1542 nt
Organism: Amoebophrya sp. A120
Lineage: Eukaryota; Dinophyceae; Syndiniales; Amoebophryaceae
Source: the annotation of a GenBank genome assembly
GGAUGCAAUAGUACUCAUCUUACGUUUCAUCUUUUGUUGCUUCUUCUAGAUGACUGCACGACUGACGUGCAGCCCGGUUCUACCGUGCCUGAAGAAGAUGAGCGCGAUUACCUAGUAGCCGAUGAAGAGAAACUAAAUAAAAACAAGAUGACAAAAGUCCCGAUUCUUAUCGAGAGCAAGUACAGCGGGUACGGCAUCCUCUGGGCCGGGACCGGGAUUGCCGUCGGCGCGAUUCUUCUGCUCGUGACUUUGUCGCUCUGGUGCUACUACUCGAAGAUGUACAAGGUACUCCCCGGGUGGGGCCCGAUCGUCCGCUUUGAUAACCAGUUGACCGAAGAAGCAAGAUACCGCCAGGAGGUCUUCAAAAGCGCCCGAGAGCAGGCGGGAUUUAGCAGGGUAUGAGCAUUGUGUUUUAGUUUUGGUUUCGGCAUGCAAGACUAGCAUAAUUAUGCGCUUCCCGUUCCCUGAGCUCGGUCGGCUUCGGCAUCAGAUACUUACUACAGCUGACGCUACUAGGUAGCUUCGCAAUCGCAAGUUUCUGCCUUCGCAACAUCAAUCGAUCAAAAAAACAGCCCGCAGAGGGCAUUUGGCGGAAGCAGCCCGGUACACUAGUGGAGCACCCGGUCUACGGCGCGAUCAUAUCCUGUGCAAAAGUAUCGUACUCGUACUAAUUGCUGAUAUGCAUGACAAAUCUUCGUCCUAAGGUAAAACAGCGUCACAAAUUGCAUUUCUCUUCUUGCCAAAAUUUGUAAUGCAAUUUAUACUACUAGUGCGAUACUUUUGCAAUGCAUAGAUCACCAUGCACGGUAACUUCAACGCCCUGAAAGAAGAACGGAGGAAAGACCCAUUCGCACCGAAAGACGAACAGCACGAGGGCAGGGAAGCUCUAAUUGAAGACCCUGCGUCACUGUUUAAUCAUAAGCUGGUGGCUGUGUGAGGGAGGGCAUUUGGUCGCAGUAUACAUAGUGCGUAGGCCACAGUUUCAGAAUUAUGAUACUCAAGAGUGCUGCUCCUUUAGCUCUUGGUGUUGUUUUUUCCUGUGAACAGCACGUGCUACUUCGCGGUGCAAAGCACAACAGCACCACUGAAUCCAUGGAAACGCUGUGAAGCACGUCGACAUCUUAUUCACAUUCCGAAUGUGACAUUCGGGUCUAUGUCUAAGUUGUACUGACACGAAACUGUAUUGCUCUGCGUUUCCACCAGAGACGGCCGCGGCCUCGGUCCGGCAAGAUCAAGAUCAUAGUUGUUCUACCUAGUACCAAAUCUUGAAGGUCAAGAUUUCGAAGCUUUUGCGACUGUGUGCAAAGCUGCGGGUCAGAUACUGUGCUGUGUGAGUGUGUGGUGAUGGUGAUGAAGUUGACACGAACUGAAGUGCUGGGGUCUGCGUUCUUGCGGCGAUAGAUCCAAGAAACACAAACAAGAUCAUCUGCCGCGUUCCCGUUCCGUUGUGGUUGCCUCAGAGGUCUUACUUUAUGUCUGUGAUUCGGAUCAUGAUCACGAAGAUCAAGAUGUUGAGCAGGAGCAAGUAGAUCCGGACCCGAC